Messenger RNA from Lodderomyces jiufengensis, 1686 nucleotides. It is a transcript of the gene PHO84, whose product is annotated as phosphate transporter. The transcript has a single exon. The record is from RefSeq and is a predicted model, not a curated record. Lineage: Eukaryota; Fungi; Ascomycota; Pichiomycetes; Serinales; Debaryomycetaceae. The coding region runs from base 1 to 1686 and encodes 561 amino acids. Gene Ontology annotation, cellular component: membrane. Gene Ontology annotation, biological process: phosphate ion transport; transmembrane transport. Gene Ontology annotation, molecular function: phosphate transmembrane transporter activity.
AUGUCAACUAAUCCAGAAAUUGAACAUCAAAUUGCUACCGAAGUUAAACAAACUGGUGGUAAAACCGCUUUCAAAGAUUAUAUUGGAAAAUAUGCUCAUAUUGAAGAUCCAUUAGAAAGAAGAAGAUUAGCUUUAGAAGAUAUUGAUAAAUCGGGAUUUGGAUGGACUCAAGUUAAAAUGAUUAUGAUUGCAGGUGUUGGUUUUAUGACCGAUUCUUAUGAUAUUUUCGCUAUUAAUUUAUCAGUUAAUAUGUUACAAUAUGUUUAUUGGUCAAAAGGUGCUAUGCCAAAUUCAACUACCACUUUAAUUAAAGUUGCAACUUCAGUUGGUACUGUUAUUGGUCAAGUCGGUUUUGGUGUUAUGGCUGAUAAAGUUGGUCGUAAAAAAAUUUAUGGUUUAGAAUUAAUUGUUAUGAUUUGUGCUACUAUUGCUCAAUGUUUUAUUGGAUCAUCACCAGCUAUAAAUUUCGUUGCUUUAUUUUCUACUUUACGUAUUAUUAUGGGUAUUGGUAUUGGUGGUGAUUAUCCAUUAUCUUCAAUUAUUUCAUCAGAAUUCUCAACUACUAAAUGGAGAGGUGCUAUUAUGGCAGCUGUUUUCUCAAAUCAAGGUAUUGGUCAAAUUUUUGCUGGUAUUGUUGCCAUGAUUUGUGUUGCCGGUUACAAAAAUGAUUUAAUCGAUAUAAAAGAUGGUCCAGCUUGUCAUGCUUCUAGAAAAUGUGUUAAAGCAGCUGAUCAAAUGUGGAGAAUCAUUAUUGGUUUCGGUUGUGUCCCAGGUUGUAUUGCUUUGUACUAUAGAUUAACUAUUGCCGAAUCACCAAGAUAUUCAUUAGAUAUUGAUGAACAUGGUGAUGUUCAAAAAGUCGCUGAUGCUGAAGCUGUUAUCGAUGAAAAAGCUGGAUUAAUUAACCCUCCAAAAGCUUCAUUUGUUGAUUUCUGGAGACAUUUCGGUCAAUGGAGAUAUGGUAAAAUCUUACUUGGUACUGCUGGUUCAUGGUUCAUGUUAGAUGUUGCCUUUUAUGGUUUAGGUCUUAAUACCACUACUAUUUUACAAGUUAUUGGUUACGCAAGUAAAGAAAAUAUUUACAAAAAAUUAUAUGAUUCAUGUGCUGGUAAUUUAAUUUUAGUUUGUGCAGGUUCAUUACCAGGUUAUUGGGUUUCAGUUGCUACUAUUGAUACUUUAGGUAGAAAAACUAUUCAAUUAGGUGGUUUCAUCUUAUUAACUAUUAUCUUAUGUAUCAUGGGUUUCGGUUAUCACAAAAUUCAUGAAAAAGGUGUUUUUGGUUUAUUCGUUAUUGCUCAAUUUUUCCAAAAUUUCGGACCAAACACAACUACAUUCAUUAUUCCAGGUGAAGUUUUCCCAACUAGAUAUAGAUCAACUGCUCAUGGUUUAUCAGCUGCUUCAGGUAAAGUUGGUGCCAUUAUUGCUCAAACUUGUAUUGGUACUUUAAUUAAUCAUAAUUGUGGUUCAGAUCCAAAAAAUCAAGGUUGUUUCUUACCUCACGUUUUAGAAAUUUUCGCUUUAUUCAUGUUGAUUGGUAUUUUCACUACUUUAUUAGUUCCAGAAACUAAAAGACAAACUUUAGAACAUAUUUGUGAAAAACAUCAUGAUGAAGUUGAUACUACCAAAUUAGUUAGAGAUAGAUAUGCUACUCAAGAAGAAUCAUAUGAUUCAGAUGUUAAACAAUAG